CACGGUCGCGUUCGGACUUCGGAAGCUUCUCGAGACCGCCUCCGCCCCUCGAGCCCUAGAAAAAGGUACUGCUCCAAUCCGAGAGGCGAUAUCGCGGCUCUUGAUUUCUGAUAGAACCCUAGUUUCCUCGAGGUGUCUCAUCCGAUUUGCUCCGCCGAGAUCAGCAUGGGAAGAGGCUACGAUUACAGUCCCUCACCUCCAAGAGGUUACAGGAGAAGAGCUCGCAGUCCAAGUCCUCGUGGUCGUUAUGGGGGCCGUGCUAGGGACCUCCCAACUAGUCUUCUAGUAAGGAAUCUUCGCCGGGAUUGCAGGCCUGAUGACCUCCGUAGACCAUUUGGAAAAUUUGGUCGUGUUAAAGAUGUAUAUCUUCCAAGGGAUUACUACACUGGGGAUCCUCGAGGAUUUGGAUUCAUCCAAUAUUUUGAUCCUGAUGAUGCUGCUGAUGCAAAAUACCAUAUGGAUGGGCAGAUGUUUCUUGGAAGGGAAAUUACUGUUGUUUUCGCAGAGGAGAACAGAAAGAAGCCCACUGAGAUGAGAGCAAGGGAAAGAGUCAGUGGCAGAGGCCGUUCUUAUGAUCGGAGGUUGCGCUCAAGGUCACCUGGCUACUCUGGCUCUCCAAGAGGUAGAUCACGGUCCCGGAGCAGAAGCUACUCACCAGCACCUAAGCCAAAGCACCAUUCAAGAUCCCCGUCUCGAUCUUUGUCGCGCUCACCAGUGGACAGCAGAUCAAGGAGCGCGAGCCCUGCUGUUAGGUCUCCUCGCAGGGAGAGGUCUCUUUCUGUGAGCCAAUGAAAUUGGCUCAGUAGUACUACUUGCAUGGUGCAGUUGCUGUUACACUGAACGGAACCGUAUAUGAUCCUGGUGCUUUUGGUCACCCUACUCUAGGAGUGUUUAAGAAAGACAUGUAUGGUUUAUUCGAAGACCUCUGUUUUGAGAACGAAUGUACCUGUUUACCGGGUGCAGAUUUGGAGUGAUUUAUGACCCUAAUAUGGCUCAAUGCAUUGUUUUUCGAUUGCUA
Setaria italica (foxtail millet) is the source of this 1018-nucleotide messenger RNA. RefSeq names its product serine/arginine-rich SC35-like splicing factor SCL33. Gene Ontology annotation, cellular component: cytoplasm; nuclear speck. The coding region runs from base 166 to 792 and encodes 208 amino acids. The record is from RefSeq and is a predicted model, not a curated record. Gene Ontology annotation, molecular function: RNA binding. Gene Ontology annotation, biological process: mRNA splicing, via spliceosome. The transcript is spliced from 6 exons. NCBI's taxonomy places the organism in Eukaryota, Viridiplantae, Streptophyta, Magnoliopsida, Poales, Poaceae.